AUGGCGGCUACUCUACAUCAGUGGGCACUGCCCCGUCUGCAACAGCUCUUACCGCUCGACGACGACAGCCUGAAGCAGGUGUUGCAGUAUGCAGAAUCACUACCCAAAGAUGCUGCAGCAGAGCACUUGAAGAAUCUAUUAGGCGAUGAGCCGAAGUCGCUGGAGUUCAUCUCGAGUUUCAAUAUGCGACGACAGAAUGCCCCAGCGUCCUCUCAAGCACAGCAGCAACCGAUGGGCAGUCGAAGCGCACACCCAACACCAGCAGGAUCUCAGCAUGACGGCAUACCGAGAGGUGGGGCUAGAGGCGGCAGGGGAGGCAAGAAGAGGGCGAAUAUUCACGCCUUACCAGCAAGGCAGGUCGAGCGUCAAGGCCAGGUUGGCGGAGCGUAUGUCAAGCACGAUGAGGAGGAUUACAUGCCUCGAGCAGAGCGAGCACGGCAAACGCACAAAGAACAGAUGACGGACAACAUGGCACUGCGAGAGCGGGCACCAGAUGCUACACAAAUGCCACUCAUCACCGACGAUGCAUCUGCUACUACCAAGCCCACCACCUCAAAGCUGCCACCCUCCGCAGCAGGAGCUCUUGUUUCAGACUCGUUGUCGCCACGCAAAUCACAAGCCUCCCGGACAGCAUACCCAGCGCCGAAGACUAAGAUCAAUAUUACUGGAGGUACAGCAAUGCAUGGUGCUUCUUCAGCUUUGUCCGACCUCGAUAGCGCUAUUCGUACCCUCGAAAUCCAGACCAACCCAUCCCUGUCCAUGACCGAUGCCGAGAACGACAGGCGGAAGUGCAACUGUAUGGCUACACGUCAUCCUCUCCUGGACAUCGCGCCGAACUGUCUGAACUGUGGCAAGAUCAUUUGUGUCAAGCAAGGUCUUGGACCAUGUACCCAUUGUGGUUCGCCCCUGUUAAGCUCUGACGAGGUUGGAAAGGUUCUGCGUGUCCUCAAAGAUGAGCGUGGUGAUGAGAAGCAGAAAGCGAACAACGCUUCGCACAAGAAGGCAGAUGUUGCUCAUGGAAAAGCACGAGCAUUUACUGGUCGUGACUUUCUUGCGCAAGCGUCCACCUCUGCUCGCUCGUCGCCACUAUCGUCCGGUCCUGGUACACCUGUGGAGUCGGAGGAUGAAGCUACGAACAAGGCCAAGGCACAUCGAGAUAAGCUACUAAACUACCAGGCGAACAAUGCACGGCGUACGCAGAUACAUGACGAAGCGGCCGACUACGAUAUACCUACAGCUGGCACUAACAUGUGGGCUUCGCCUGCUGAGCGUGCACAGCAACUGAAACGGCAACAGAAGAUGAAGCGAGAAAUGGAAUGGAACGCCCGGCCAGACUACGAGAAGCGGAGAGUGGUCGCUUCGAUCGACGUAGUGAAAGGCAAAGUCGUCCGACGAAUGGCGGAUGUAGAGAAACCAGAUUUCUCGAAGGAAGAUGAGGCCGAGCAGACGGAAGACUAUCAGAUGCCUGUCUCGCAAGGCGAUGGUCAGGGAGCUUUCAGUAACAAUCCGCUGGCUGCCGGUCUGAUCAGACCGAUGGCUAAAGAGGACAAGGGCAAAGAUGCGGUCAGGGAGAAGACGACUACUUGGCGACGUGUGCAGAUGGAUGCUGAUGACAAUGAGGGGUGGAUUCUGGAUGGUGGUCUUUAUGGUGGGAAGGUUCCUGAGGAUCGCAUCUUGAGCGAGGAUGAGCAUGCUUUUGGCUGA
Molecule: messenger RNA, 1704 nt
Organism: Recurvomyces mirabilis
Lineage: Eukaryota; Fungi; Ascomycota; Dothideomycetes; Mycosphaerellales; Teratosphaeriaceae
Exons: 1
Coding region: 1-1704 (567 amino acids)
Biological process (GO): positive regulation of DNA-templated transcription
Cellular component (GO): nucleus
Molecular function (GO): transcription coactivator activity; zinc ion binding
Source: RefSeq, a predicted model, not a curated record